GCCUCCCCGUGAUGGCCGAGAGACGCUCGACACCUGCGCUGGUGUGACGCGGCUGGAUUCCUCACAAGACUGAGGGAUUGCCAUGCAGUUCCGGGUGAAGUGGGUCCCUGUUAUGGGCUCGGCGGCGCUGCCUGCGGCUAUUGUUCUUUUGCUUUACAUCUACUGGCCUGCGUCUGAUUUUGCUCAUGAAAAGGAAGUGCAGCAGGGCCUUCACACAAGUCAACAUCUAAAUGUUAGUGACUUGAACUUCCCUGAUCCUAAGCUGACUUUCUUCUAUGGGCCACACUUCCACUUCAUCGAGAAGGACAGGGCGUUCCCUCUGUCGGAGCAGUCUCCGGGACGGGAGUUCUCUCCUGCCGAGGCGUCCUGGUUCCUCAGGAUACAAGACAAGGCGGCCGAACACCUCUCGGGAUCCCUAGGACAGACCAUCAGGCAAGAAGACUUCCUAAACGGCAGGUACCGGUUCCUCCCAUCGGGCCUCGAAUUCGACCUGUACUUCCGCUCUCCCGAGCGAGAAUCGGACCUUCGCGUGACCCUGUUCCAACCUGUGGGUCUCCUGCACGUCGUCCGUUUGGCUAGUAUUGACCCAAAACAGGUGGUCAACGUGGUGGUGCCUGUGCGCAGUGCCUCGGCCCGGAUGAGAGACUUCCUAGACCAUCUGGCGGAAGGCGUCCUGCCCUUCGACGCUGCGCUCUCCCUCACGCUCGUCGCCAGGGACAUACGGACUGCAGGCGAGGUUACCGCGAUGGCGCAGGAAGCGUUCAAGGCCCUGACCGGCUUUAAGUGGAGGGUGGACGUGAGGGACGCCCUGAAGACAAGCGGCCCCCCGAUGAAUGACGCUUUGGCCGAGGAAUUCGGGGACACCGUUUUCGUGGCGGAAGAGGAGCCUUUCCUGCACCCAGACUUUCUUGUGAGAUGCCGCGGAAACGUCGCACGGGGUAGACAGGUGUACUUCCCGGUCCCCUUCGCGCUGUUCAACCCCAGCGUGACGUACCCUCUGUUUGACCAGGAGGUCCCGCACCUGAUGGACCAGCUCGUAGUGAAGGAGCACUUCGGGUAUUGGAAGCACUCGAGGGCGGUCGCGGCCUGCGUCUCGAGGGCGGAUCUGGCCUCGCUGCUGAAGGAGACCCGCCGGGGAAUGGUGGCCGCCAUGUUCAAGGAGGCUGUCAUGUCCAAGACAAUCAAGAUAAUAAGAGCACCGGACCCGAGCUUGUUCCUCGUGUACCAGGAUACAAAUUGUACCUCAAAGGAAAGAGAAUCCUACUUUGACUGCGUGAAGGAGAAGGCCUUGAACCUGGGAUCCCAGCUCACUCUUGGGAUGUCUCUCCUUAAGGUCAAGGAAGGAACAGACUUCGAAGGCAUACUUUCUAAAAGGUUCAAGUACUUCUCCCUGAUUCCCUUCCUGGCGUUCGCUGUAGUGCUCCUCCUGAGCUGCAACUGCGUGCAGAAUUCACUCAUCUACAGACAAGCCAAGGCGCUGAGGAAGUUGAAGCUCGAAGCGUCGAGGAGGACGGCAGCAGACUCAUAACAGAAGUGAGGAGAAAAUGCAAAUGUGAGAAGGAGGUGCAAGAAGAAGAGAGGAAGGAGGAAAACGGGUUCAAGUCACUUAUGUGGGGAGACAUGAAAACAAGGGAAGGGAAAACGCCAUGCAAUACAAAAAUUUACACAUAUACAUAUAUUAUUUGUUUGCAUAUAUGUAUGUAUU
Molecule: messenger RNA, 1705 nt
Organism: Penaeus chinensis
Lineage: Eukaryota; Metazoa; Arthropoda; Malacostraca; Decapoda; Penaeidae
Product: chondroitin sulfate N-acetylgalactosaminyltransferase 2-like
Exons: 8
Coding region: 83-1528 (481 amino acids)
Cellular component (GO): Golgi cisterna membrane
Molecular function (GO): glucuronosyl-N-acetylgalactosaminyl-proteoglycan 4-beta-N-acetylgalactosaminyltransferase activity
Source: RefSeq, a predicted model, not a curated record